AUGCUACUGUUGUUGCUGCUGGAUGGUAAAGCAGCGACAGAGUAUGCCGUGACGUCUGGGGCAGCAUCAGUCCUCUGUCGCGUUGUCUUUUCGCAGCUUGAAGCAGCGGCGUUUGAGGGAUUCUGCGUCCUGCGAAAUCAGCCCGCUGCUGUUUUUGCCGAUCCUGCUCGGGAAGCUGCACCCGUUGGGGUUGCAUCCGAAGCAGGACUACCAGGAAAAACAGGUGUUGCAGUUCCAUGGAAGGAGAAGCGUGAGUUUGUGGGGGAGGAAAUGUCUGACGAGCAGCACAUCCAGCCCCGCCGCAACGCCCUAGACCCCAAGUCAAGCAAUCCAAAUCAACGACUAAACUGUGAGCGGCAUCAGCAGCUAACAACCCGGCAAUGCGGCGCCAGGAACUCUGAUGCGGAGAAGGUCGUGGAAGGACACAUCUGCAGAAGGAACAGCGUGACAGGCGUACAUGGCUCCGGGAAAAUGGCGAAGUUGUUAAGGUCGUUAGGUUGUCGUGAACUUUCAACAGGCGAUGCCAUAAACGCGUCGCAUUCGCCAGCGCUUGCGCUGCUGCAAAUGCUGCUGUUGCUGCAGGGGACCUUAGGGUUGGCUGCCGCAGCAGGUGGAUGCCUAUUUGCCGCUCCGGCGUUGCGAUGCUUCUUCGGUCCAUCAACGGUGGCUCCAGGGAGUGGCUUCGUUCAGACUCUGCAAGUGUGCGUCCCGUGA
This is a messenger RNA of Eimeria mitis, 714 nucleotides long. RefSeq lists its product as uncharacterized. Lineage: Eukaryota; Apicomplexa; Conoidasida; Eucoccidiorida; Eimeriidae. The record is from RefSeq and is a predicted model, not a curated record. Bases 1 to 714 code for a protein of 237 amino acids. The transcript has a single exon.